AUGUCCAUUAGAGCUCCUUCGUCCCGCGCGGGCAGCGGCAUCUGCAACAGCGCCAGCAUUGGAGUGAAAGGGACGGCUGGCGGUCGCCGGCCAAGCCCCGCCCGCAAAGCAUCACAUCAUAGACCAGACAAAAUGUUCGCUGUGAUGCAGAUCGACGAAGAUCACACGCGGGAUUUCAGACGCAAGCUGCGUCCGAAAUGCGAGUUCGUGUGCAAAUACUGCCAGCGGCGCUUCACCAAGUCUUACAACCUGAUGAUACAUGAGCGGACCCACAAAAGCCCGGAGCUCUCCUUCAGCUGCGAGGUGUGUGGGAAGAGCUUUAAGAGGCAGGACAACUUGCGCCAGCACAGGUUACUCUACAAUGUGAAUUUAGUACAAUACCGCUAA
Messenger RNA from Chilo suppressalis (striped riceborer), 387 nucleotides. Lineage: Eukaryota; Metazoa; Arthropoda; Insecta; Lepidoptera; Crambidae. The record is from the annotation of a GenBank genome assembly.